Messenger RNA from Plasmodium gaboni, 776 nucleotides. RefSeq names its product cytoadherence linked asexual protein. The annotation marks the transcript as partial. The record is from RefSeq and is a predicted model, not a curated record. Gene Ontology annotation, biological process: adhesion of symbiont to microvasculature. The transcript has 7 exons. NCBI's taxonomy places the organism in Eukaryota, Apicomplexa, Aconoidasida, Haemosporida, Plasmodiidae.
AUGAAACGUUAUAGUUCAUAUGGAACAAAAAAAGCAUUAUAUGUCCAUUUAUUAAAUUUAACAGGACUUCUAAAUUAUGAUACGAGAGCGUACGUCACGUCUCUUUAUUUACCAGGAUAUUACAACGCUGUUGAAAUGUCUUUUACGGAAGAAAAUGAGUUUGCCACCCUUUUUGAGAAUUUAUUAAAAUGUAUUGAGAAAUGUCAUUUACACCAACCAAACCAAUUGUUGAAAGAUAGUAAUUUCCGUAAUGAUAUAACAAAAUGUGAUUUGUGUAAAGGAGCAUUUUUAUACUCUAACAUGAAAUUCGAUGAAGUUCCUUCGAUGGUACAGAAAUUUUACGUAUAUUUAACUAAAGGUCUCAAAAUACAAAAAGUAUCAUCACUAAUGAAAACAUUAGAUGUCUAUCAAGAGUACAAUAUUUCGAACAAAAAUAUUGCUGAAGCAAUGUAUUUAAAUAUAAAAGAUGAAGAUACGUUCAACAGAACGGUCGUAACGAACUAUUGGUUCCCUUCACCUAUAAAAAAAUAUUAUACUUUAUAUGUUAGGAAACAUAUUCCAAACAAUUUAGUAGAUGAAUUGGAAAAAUUAAUGAAAAGUGGAACAUUAGAUAAAAUGAAAAAAUCGCUUACAUUUUUGGUUCAUGUCAACUCGUUUCUCCAACUAGAUUUUUUCCACCAAUUGAAUGAACCGCCUUUAGGAUUACCAAGAUCAUAUCCUUUAUCGUUAAUUCUCGAACAUAAAUUUAAAGAUUGGAUGAUCAGUUCGCCCGCAGG